GAAACGUUCAAUUUUGCGUCGCAUGCGAAAGCGGAGGUAUCUUUUCAUGUGGUACGUUUCAAGUGAAUUAUGAGAAAGUUUUAGAAGGAAAAAUGAAUUGCAAGUGUAAUUAACAAACAAGCGCUAAAUAGCCCAGCACAUGGCACUCAUUCGUAAAGACAAGCCACGUUCGCUCUUCCUGCUAUCCGCAGACGCCGGGCUCACACUUUCCCAUGGCCAGUUCAUCGACAUUUCUUCGUUCAUCAGUUGCUGUCCGCUUCAGUUGACAGUUGACUUGCAGCGGUACGGCAGUGCAGCAAACGGUACUAGCAAUGAGUAAAGUAACAGUGCUGGACGGUGGUUUUGCCACGCAACUUUCGGUCCACGUUGGUAAAAGCAUCGAUGGUGAUCCACUGUGGAGUGCACGGUUUAAUGCAACGAACCCGAACGCCGUGUUCCAGACGCAUCUGGAUUUUCUGGAGGCUGGUGCGGAAGCGGUCAUGACGAACACUUACCAGGCCAGUGUCGAGGGCUAUGGCGAGUAUUUGGGUCUGGAUGAGGACGCCAGCCUAAAUUUGAUCAAAUCAACGGUACGCGUCGCACAGAUGGCCCGUAAUCGAUUUUUGGCCACACAGGCCAUCGGUCAACCGUUCAGUAUGCCGCUACUGGUGGCGUCGAUCGGACCGUAUGGAGCACAUCUGCACGAUGGCUCCGAGUACUCCGGAAACUACUCAAGCUCGGUAUCGCAAGACACGAUCCAAAAGUGGCACCGAUCGCGCAUUGAAGCUUGCCUCGAGACAGGCGUGGAUGUACUCGGCAUGGAGACGAUCCCCUGCAAGAUGGAAGCCGAGGCACUGCUCGAUAUGAUGUGUGAGGACUACCCGAACGUGCGCUUUUGGAUCUCGUUUCAGUGCAAAGACCAUCUGCACCUUGCCAAUGGGGAGCUGUUUAGUGACGCAGUCAGCUCAUUGUGGGCCAAGGCACGAUCGUUGCGUAACAAGAAUCUUCUCGCACUUGGUGUUAACUGCGUGAAUCCGCAGAUUGUGACGCCUCUGUUCAAGAGCGUUAACGAAAAGAAGCUGCCAGAGGCCCGGAUACCGCUCAUAGUAUAUCCAAACUCGGGCGAAGUGUACACCGUCGAAAAUGGAUGGCAAGGCAAGGAAGACUGUGUACCAUUGGAGCACUAUGUAUCACAAUGGAUCGAGCUGGGGGCUUACUACAUUGGGGGUUGUUGCCGAACGUACGCUCGUGACAUUAAACGCAUCAAACAGAGUGUUACAAACGUGAUGCAAUUAGACCAUCACUAAUCCAGAGGCUCCUGUAUUCCUUUAGAGCUAAGUCAUGGCGUACGCGCUUUUUAUCAAUAUCGAUGUUAAGAAUAUCCAAACAGCGAUCCAGGAACCAUUUAUGCAUAAAUGGUUUAAAUCCGUGUCUUGUGCGGAUUCGGUUUUCAUGAACGAACUUCUAAUCACAACAUUUUUGUUUAUUAAGACAUAAGCAAUGCUCAGAAAACACAUGUUCAUUGUUGCGUACUUAUAGCAAUAAUUUUUUCAUGUAAACUGUAACUACAGAGACAUAUUUAAUGAGGAGAUUAUGAUGUUUUAAAUAAUAGGAGCAUGCUGUCUUUCAUUCGUGAUCCGAAACAGAUACACAAUUGGUAUUGUUUUUGGAAGUCUUGUAAUAAUAGCACUACUCAGCACUAGAGCUGGGUCAGUUGAGAAUUGACUAACUUCAUAUGUAAUGUAACAUUAGUUCCGACCUUAUCGGAUAUCAGUAUACUUAUCGAAUAGUGACUGCUACCAUUGCACGUAAAGCUGGCAUGUUAAAAUCGAACAACCUAUUCAAAAAUAUUGACGGCGACAGGUGGCUGACGGCUUAUGAUAAUGGCAACUUUUACGAUAAUGCUUAUUUAUUUAUUACUAUGAUCAAUUACUUUUACAAACAAAUUACCCAAACUCCAAAGUUUGUUCUUCACUAUU
Anopheles bellator is the source of this 1958-nucleotide messenger RNA. RefSeq lists its product as uncharacterized. The record is from RefSeq and is a predicted model, not a curated record. Gene Ontology annotation, biological process: S-methylmethionine cycle. The transcript is spliced from 5 exons. Bases 312 to 1286 code for a protein of 324 amino acids. Lineage: Eukaryota; Metazoa; Arthropoda; Insecta; Diptera; Culicidae. Gene Ontology annotation, molecular function: S-adenosylmethionine-homocysteine S-methyltransferase activity.